AUGGAAGAGACAGAGGAGACAGAGGGCAGCAUCGAGGUGGAGAAGUGUGGAGUCUGGUGGUCCUCCACAUUUCUGUUUCUGUCUCAAAACUGCGAACGUACGUUUAAACUGGACUUUUUGUCUUUUUCAGUUUCUCUGCAAGUGGAUAUUGUUCCCAGCCAAGGGGAAAUCAGCGUGGGAGAGUCCAAGUUCUUCCUGUGCCAAGUGGCCGGAGAUGCCAAAGAUAAAGACAUCUCCUGGUUCUCCCCCAACGGAGAGAAGCUCACCCCGAACCAGCAGCGGAUCUCGGUGGUGUGGAACGACGACUCCUCUUCCACCCUCACCAUCUACAACGCCAACAUCGACGACGCCGGCAUCUACAAGUGCGUGGUCACUGCGGAGGAUGGCACCGAGUCGGAGGCCACAGUCAACGUGAAGAUCUUCCAGAAGCUCAUGUUCAAGAACGCACCAACCCCACAGGAGUUCAGAGAGGGAGAAGACGCCGUGAUCGUGUGUGAUGUGGUCAGCUCCCUCCCCCCAACCAUCAUCUGGAAGCACAAAGGCCGAGAUGUCAUCCUGAAAAAAGAUGUCCGAUUCAUAGUCCUGGCCAACAACUACCUCCAGAUCCGGGGCAUCAAGAAAACAGAUGAGGGCACUUACCGCUGUGAGGGCAGGAUCCUGGCCCGCGGGGAGAUCAACUUCAAGGACAUUCAGGUCAUUGUGAAUGUGCCACCCACCGUCCAGGCCAGGCAGAGCAUAGUGAAUGCCACCGCCAACCUCGGCCAGUCCGUCACCCUCGUGUGCAACGCCGAAGGCUUCCCGGAGCCCACCAUGAGUUGGACAAAGGACGGGGAGCAGAUAGAGAAUGAGGAGGACGAGAAGUACCUCUUCAGCGACGACAGCUCCGAGCUGACCAUCAGGAAGGUGGACAAGAGCGACGAGGCCGAGUACGUCUGCAUCGCCGAGAACAAGGCGGGCGAGCAGGACGCGUCCAUCCACCUCAAGGUCUUCGCAAAACCCAAAAUCACCUACGUAGAGAACCAGACUGCCAUGGAACUAGAAGAACAGGUCACUCUUACCUGUGAAGCCUCGGGAGACCCCAUUCCCUCAAUCACCUGGAGAACAUCCACCCGAAACAUCAGCAGUGAAGAAAAGGCUUCGUGGACUCGACCAGAGAAGCAAGAGACCCUGGACGGGCACAUGGUGGUGCGCAGCCACGCCCGCGUGUCGUCCCUGACCCUGAAGAGCAUCCAGUACACCGACGCCGGGGAGUACGUCUGCACUGCCAGCAACACCAUCGGCCAGGACUCCCAGUCCAUGUACCUCGAAGUGCAAUAUGCCCCCAAGCUGCAGGGCCCUGUGGCUGUGUACACGUGGGAGGGGAACCAGGUGAACAUCACCUGUGAGGUGUUUGCCUACCCCAGUGCCACUAUCUCCUGGUUCCGCGACGGUCAGCUGCUGCCCAGCUCCAACUACAGCAACAUCAAGAUCUACAACACCCCAUCCGCCAGCUACCUGGAGGUGACCCCAGACUCUGAAAAUGAUUUUGGAAACUACAACUGUACUGCAGUGAAUCGCAUUGGACAGGAGUCUUUGGAAUUCAUCCUUGUCCAAGCAGACACCCCAUCCUCACCGUCCAUCGACCAGGUGGAACCUUACUCUAGCACGGCACAGGUGCAGUUUGAUGAGCCAGAGGCCACAGGCGGGGUGCCCAUCCUCAAAUACAAAGCAGAGUGGAGAGCGAUGGGAGAGGAGGUGUGGCACUCCAAGUGGUAUGAUGCCAAGGAAGCCAGCAUGGAGGGCAUCGUCACCAUCGUGGGCCUCAAGCCCGAGACGACGUACGCAGUCCGGCUGGCGGCCCUCAACGGCAAGGGCCUGGGCGAGAUCAGCGCCGCCUCCGAGUUCAAGACGCAGCCAGUCCAUAGCCCUCUUCCACCGGCUCCUGCUAGCUCUUCCACCCCUGUUCCACUGUCUCAUCUGGAUACAACCUGGCCUCUUCCUGCCCUCACCACCACUGAAGCAUCUAAAGGGGAACCCAGCGCACCUAAGCUCGAAGGGCAGAUGGGAGAGGAUGGAAACUCUAUUAAGGUGAAGCUGAUCAAGCAAGACGACGGCGGCUCCCCCAUCCGACACUACCUGGUCAAAUACCGAGCGAAGCUCUCCUCCGAGUGGAAACCAGAGAUCAGGCUCCCAUCUGGCAGUGACCACGUCAUGCUCAAGUCCCUGGACUGGAAUGCCGAGUACGAGGUCUAUGUGGUAGCCGAGAACCAGCAGGGCAAGUCCAAGGCGGCGCACUUCGUGUUCAGGACCUCAGCCCAGCCCACAGCUAUCCCAGCCAACGGCAGCCCCACCUCGGGCCUGAGCACUGGCGCCAUCGUGGGCAUCCUCGUCGUGACCUUCGUCCUGCUCCUGGUGGCCGUGGACGUCACCUGCUACUUCCUGAACAAGUGUGGCCUGCUCAUGUGCAUCGCCGUCAACCUGUGUGGCAAAGCCGGGCCCGGAGCCAAGGGCAAGGACAUGGAGGAGGGCAAAGCCGCCUUCUCGAAAGACGAGUCCAAGGAGCCCAUCGUGGAGGUGCGAACGGAGGAGGAGCGGACCCCAAACCACGACGGAGGGAAACACACGGAGCCCAACGAGACCACGCCACUGACAGAGCCCGAGCUGCCUGCUGACACCACAGCCACUGUCGAGGACAUGCUGCCUUCUGUCACCACCGUCACCGCUAACUCUGACACUAUCACCGAAACCUUUGCCACUGCUCAGAACAGCCCCACCAGUGAGACCACCACCCUGACCUCCAGUAUCGCCCCCCCGGUCGCGGCCACCCCUGAUUCAAACUCUGUGCCCGCCGGCCAGGCCACCCCGUCCAAGGGGUCCGGCGUCUCUGCCGCCUCCCCGGCCCCGGCCCCAGCCCCAAAGGUCGCGCCCCUCGUUGACCUGAGCGACCCUCCGUCCUCGGCCCCGGCCGCCAGCAACCUGUCCUCUAGCGUGCUGGCCAACCAGGGGGCCGUGCUCAGCCCCAGCGCCCCGGCCAGCACGGGCGAGGCCCCCAAGGCCCCUCCAGCCAGCAAGGCCGUCUCCCCGUCGGCAGCCAGUCCCCUGGCAGCAGCCCCGACGGCCCCCGCCCCGGAAGCCCCCCAGGCCAAGCAGGAGGCCCCCGGCACCAAAGGUCCGGACCCCGAGCCCACCCAGUCCGGCGCCUCGAAGAGCCCACCCGAGGCCGCCAGGGUCCUCACCAGCCCGAAGAGCGAGGCGGCCUCCGUCAGCACCACAAACCCUGCCCCGGGCGAGGACUUUAAAAUGGACGAAGGGAACUUCAAGACCCCAGAUAUUGACCUUGCCAAGGAUGUUUUUGCAGCCCUGGGCUCUCCUGCUCCCGCCGCUGGGGCCAGUGGACAAGCCUCUGAGCUUGCUCCUUCCACGGCCGACGGCUCUCUUCCGCCUGCACCAGCCAAGACCGAGAAGGGUCCCGUAGAAGCAAAGCCGGAGACAGAAACGAAGCCAGCGCCAGCCGAAGUCCAGACGGUCCCCAACGAUGCCACACAAACAAAGGAGAACGGGAGCAAAGCGUGAUGGGUGACGAGACACCAGCAAAGAUCAAAAUAAAAAGUGACACAACAGCUUCACCAGAGCAUCUCCAAUAUCUCACACACACACACAUACACACACACACACGCACACACACAUCUCAUUCCUCUAGUGUCUUUUGCCUUUAAAAAAAAAAAACUAAGCAGAUCAACAUGGGAUCUCCUUUUUGUAGAUUUAUAGAAAGGGUUCCUUUGUUGCGCACUCACUUGUAAGAAAACGAGACAAAAACGUGAAACCCACAGCCAAACUAGGACACUCGGUUCCCUGAAACCAUUUAAAAAUCAAACAAAAGGACCCCAAAUUAAGAAUCUAGGAAGCUCAGAAGAAAAAAGAAUCUAGGUUCAGGAUUUUGGUGUUGCCGAACCGGCACAGACCGGGUUCAGAGAAAUAACUUCCAGACGCUAAGACUAACCGAAUGAACAAAGUCCAAGUUUAUUUUUCUACUUUCAGUCGAGUUUGAACUCUGUAAAACCUCAUAAAUAAGUUAUAAUUUCUGUUCACUUUGUAUUUGUUCAGUAUGCAAAGUGUGUCGCCCUUCCUAGCUGAAUUCAAUUCCCACAUAGACUCUUGUUUUGUAGGAAGAAUGCCAAAUGCAGCUUCUGGGGGUAGAUCUCAAUUUGCAGUAUUCGGAUUUCUUUUCUUUCUCCUUUUUUUUUUUUUCUUUCUGCCAACUUUGCUUUCCAGUGUUUACAAGUUGACAAAUGUUUGACUUCAGUUGUGUUUCGAUGUCCAUGUAAAAUAGCUGCCUUUUUUUUUUUUUUUUUUUAAGUUACAAAUACUGCCUAGAGGUGUAGGAUCCUCCCAGGACAACUUUACAAAAUCUAAUUGUUUACAGUGGCUCUUCCCCCACUUCUGAUUUGAAAUUUUUGCCUGUGUGCGACUCAGGUGAAAAUCCAUCUCAUUCUGGAACGGUUUUGCUUUUGGGUUUUCGGUUCCGUGUUUUGUUUUUUUGUUUCCUUGGGGGUUAGACCACUUCUGAUUAGUGACCACCUGCCCGUAUCUGUGAAAAGGAUCUGCUCCCCAGGCGUCCCCACCCUUCCUUUUGAAGGACUCUUAGGCUUUGUUGAAUGAAGCAGAGAAGAUUGUAUAGUCGGGGCUGGUCUUGGUGAACACACAUUUUUACCCCAAACAUCCCCUUUUUUGUAGAAAGCCAAAUAAAAUAUAUACACACAAUUUCCUUUUGAGCCCAGAAUCUAGAUUUGAGCGGAAGAGCAUGUGUGCUUCAGGGAAUUAGUGUCUUUUUUUGGAAAUCUGUUGAAGUAAAAUAACAUCAGCCUUCUGUUCACUUAGGCAGCAUUUGUAGAAACAAAAGAAAAAAAAAAACAACCUGCUGUCUGGAGUCAUAAGACAACUUUUCCUGGAUUGGAAACCAAGUGGGGGGAAAAAAAAUACAGAAACUUUAAGGGGGAUGGGAGGGGGGAGAAGGGAAAAGCCAGCCCUUUGUAUAGAAAUUUUGCUUUUUUUUUCCCUCAUUCUACUUUAGAACUGCAAGCUUGUGCACUGUGGAUGCGUGAAUAUUUUAGUGUGAAACGUGUUUUUGUCAUAGUAUUGAAAUAAAACUUCAACAUAGUUUGGUUGUGGAAGGUAUAGCAGAUAGUUCAGAAAAAAAAAACAUUCAGGAAACAAAAAAUAACUCUUAAAAGGAAUUGAAGCCUUUAAACAAAGAAUGAAAUAGAAACGAUGAUGAUGAUGAAGAUGAUGCUAAGUCAACAGAAAUGAGCACUCUGCGGGUACCUUUCCCAAGGUACAGAGGAAGCAGCCAGAAGUUAGGGUGGCAAGACUCCCUCUGCGUCCGUCUGUGGGCCACACUCCCCGUGUUCUGACACUUCUGCAGUCUGGUCAGUGGCGCUAUGCUAGAUUAUUUCAAACUGUGAAAAAUAAUGGUCUUGUCAUUUGCUCAGUGUGCGGUUAUUUUGCAUUUUCUCAGCUCCUGGGGAUGGAAAGGGAGGAUCCGGGUCUACACAGGUCUGGCCCUUUGACCUUAGGGCUUGCACAAAUCUUUGGUUCAAAUGCACAGGCCCCCAGGACGGAGACAGUGGUUAGAGCACGCAGCAGGUGGGAGCUCCUGGGCCUCUGAGACUGAAGGGAGGGCCCAGCGGGGAGCGGCGGGCUCCUCUGGUUCCCCAGGUUGUCAGUGGAAUCGAUUCCUCAUCUUGGGAUGGUAAUGGCUUCGACCACCUCAGCCAAGCCCACACUAUACCUCACUGAGACUGUGCAUCUCUCUUUAAGGGGUUGUGGUCAAGUGAACUGAUUUUGAUUCUGGUGGUUAGGAGGAGAAAGAGGUAUGGUCGACCCUCAGAUAACCUGGCCCAGGGCAGCUGACUCCCCACCCUCCCCCUCCCCAGACCCCAUCUCUGCUGGAACCCCAAACUGCCAGCCUUUUGUUCUGCCUCUCUCCCGUCACACGUAGAUUUGUCUCUGCAUGCGUGAGCUUUCCUUUCUUUGAAAAAUAAAAAGCAAAUCAGAGCAAUGCUUUCUCUAAAAUCAUAGAGGGAGUCGCUUUAUUUUCAAGACGUUGUAUCUUUUAUGUUAAGAGAUAAAAGCUUAUAGUUUUCCUUUUUUAAUUUUUUGGAGGGAUCACCCUACCAGUUUCCACUGUCUGUGUGUCUAUAUGUGUAUGUGCCAUACAUAUGUAUUCACAUAAAGACCGGCGUGGCCAGGUUCUGCCAGAGGGGCACUCGGGUGCCACGCGUGGGGCCUCCGAACCCUGAAGGGCCAUAGUGUAUAUAAUGCAGCUUUGAAGUGGAACGCGGUUUUCACACUUUUCUAUGGAGCCUUCCAACUCCCAGGUUUUCACUGUAGGCUGUCUGUCUGGAUGGUGGUUAUCAGAUCUCCAUUAACAUCUCUACCCAGCAUUCCCGACUUCGGGGGCCUUCUCUCUUGUUACAAACUUUUUACCAAGUGAAACAUCGAUACCACCUUUGUUUCCAUUCUCACUGGUGUAAAUACUGAGUACUAACUGAGAAUUUUGACUUUGCAUUCUGUCAGAAUACUUGUGUUCAAUAAAAAUUGAAAGAAAAAAAAA
This is a messenger RNA of Odocoileus virginianus texanus, 6592 nucleotides long. NCBI's taxonomy places the organism in Eukaryota, Metazoa, Chordata, Mammalia, Artiodactyla, Cervidae. The record is from RefSeq and is a predicted model, not a curated record.